Molecule: messenger RNA, 1166 nt
Organism: Hypoxylon fragiforme
Lineage: Eukaryota; Fungi; Ascomycota; Sordariomycetes; Xylariales; Hypoxylaceae
Exons: 1
Coding region: 375-935 (186 amino acids)
Source: RefSeq, a predicted model, not a curated record
GCUGUACGUAAGUAUUCACAACUACAAGAUAAUGUGACGGGUGUCUGCUGAAUAAGACUGCCUGAUACCUAGGUAUGUACCUCUAUAUUAGUCAUCGUUCUACAUGUAUUUCUCCUUACUCAUAAAACCCCGCCGCCUCUUCACACCCAUUGUCUUUCCCCUGUUCUUCCCUCUUCUCCGACUCACGAACAACUCACCUCAUCUCGGCGUUCCAUUUCCCAACUAUCCAGAUCAUCAGGCCGCGCUGAAAUAAAAAAUGACAGUUCCCGACUUACCCACCGAGACACUGACCCUAGUCCUAGAAUUUCUUGGGAGAUAGACUUGGCCACCUUGAUCAGCGAGUAUCCAAGCGCUUCGAAGCCAUCAUCCAACCCAUGUUGUUCCAUUUCCCCUCAUCGUCUCCCGCCCGCACUGUCCCCACCACAUCCUUCUCUCCCUCUCCUUCCAAAGGCAUCUGCACCAUCAAUCCAUUCCUCAAAAAAAGGGUUCACAGACUUCUCAACGCAGCCUUGGGCCUCACGAAGCGGGGACCAGGGACAACCUUGUUCAGCUCGAUUUUCUCGCUCAUCCGCCUUCUGCGGACAGCAAAGAACAUCCGCAAGGGUGAUACGUAUGUGGUUUGGGAGGCGGUACAGAGGUCGCCUUAUCCAUGGCCAAAAGCUAGCUGGGGCCGGCCCAGCCUCACGGUGGGAUCGGGGUCCGGGUCGGGGCUUAAUGGGCUUUGUAUAAAGAGGCUCGAUGUCAUUAAAGUAUAUACCGAGGUCGACGCCACGACCUUAAGGCUCGAGACUGUUGAUAUGACGGUGUCGGGUCAUGGCGAUGGUGUGCGUGUGGGUACUAACGGGGUCUUGACGAUGGGUUUUCUGUACAACUUGCUCGAGUCCGGACGUAUAGACUUCGGGUGGUCGACGACGGAGCGGUUGGUUGUGGCAUAGGGAUUGUACAAAGCCUAUGGACUUGGGAGGGCCUGAUGAGGUUCUUGAUGAGGUUAAUAAUGUGAUUGGGUUGAAGGUGGAUGUGCUGGUAGGUAGGCAUUGAAUACCUAGGUUUGCAUCAUAGACCUACCUAAGGUUAAGGACUGUUUGCAGAACUUACCAAUAUAUGAUUACGAGAUAAAGGUACCUCGCUGAGCUGCACUGAUCGUUGCCAACAGAUCAUUUGCCCCC